UGCAGUGGGGUUGGGUGAAAGCUUUGAGUGACAGGUUUGCUGCAGUUACUGCAGAAAGAUGAAGGAUGAUAUGCCAGCAUGGAAGCCUGUGGCACUGGCAAAAAAGCAGUUGAAUUUUGAUUCUGAUGAUGAUAUGGACCAUCAUUCUGAUGGAGAGAAUACAGAGAAUCAGUCAGAUGAAGGAAGAGCAUCCUCAUUGUCAAUCCCACGCUCAUCAUAUGGAGAAUCCUUUUCCCCUGAUUCUGCCUUUGAAACCAGCACAGAAAAGGGAAUCUCUGAUUCCCCACCUUACAGACGUGUGAAGGCAUUACAUCUCUUUGAUGUCCCUCAAACUCCAAGGAGUCUCUUGGAAAGUUGUGCUACAUCUUUGUCACCUGGACCUUUGGAGAAGUCCCCCAUUUCAAGAAGGUUAUUUCAGUCAAACUUGGAGAAUAUUUCAGAGCAUACAGGACCAUCCACCAUCCCAAGACUGCCACAUAGAAAUGAACGACCAGUAGCCAACAUUAACCCUUUUUCUCCCUACCCUGCCUUGAAUGUGGAGGGCCUUGCCUCAUCAAAGAAGCGGCCAUGGUCCGUGUUAGAACCAGAAGAGGGAUCCACAGCAUCUCCUGCUGUCAAUCUUAGAGGACCAAAGAGGCUGUCUCUGAAGGAUUUCCAUCAAUCCACUAAGCAGUUGUCCCUUAAAGAAAGCAAUAUUUUCCGUUACCACCAGGAAUUCUUAGAACUGGAAAAAAUAGGGACAGGAGAAUUUGGACAUGUCUUCAAGUGUUUGAAUCGCUUGGAUGGUUGUCUGUAUGCCCUGAAGAAAAGUCAGAAGCCUGUUACUGGAAGUAGCAAUGAGCGAUCAGCCUUGAAUGAGGUAUAUGCUCAUGCUGUGCUGGGAAAGCAUCCUCACAUUGUGCGAUAUUACUCUGCUUGGGCAGAGAAUGGGCACAUGAUCAUUCAGAAUGAGUACUGCAGUGGAGGGAGCCUGGCUGAGCUCAUUGUCAAACAUAGGGAGGAGAAGAAACCUUUCACUGAGUCUGAACUGAAACAGAUCCUUUCUCAUGUUACUCAGGGGCUCAGAUAUAUCCAUUCCAUGAAUUUGGCACAUCUGGACAUCAAGCCAGGGAAUAUUUUCCUUAGUCAUGAAAGAGGGCUAGAUACCUCUGUGGAGGAUUUUGUGAACAAUGGGAAAGAAGCAGAAGAACAAAAAGUGUAUAAAAUUGGGGACUUGGGCCAUGUGACCUCAAUCACAGACAUACCUGACCAAGUGGAAGAGGGUGACUGCAGAUACUUGCCUAAGGAGAUCCUGGCAGAGGAUUUUCAAUACUUGACAAAAGCCGACAUAUUCUCUCUUGGCCUAAGCAUCUAUGAAGCAGCAAGUGGAUCCCCUCUCCCAAAAAAUGGAGAGAAGUGGCAGGAACUACGCAGUGGCCUUUUGCCCUAUCUCAGUCAGUAUACCAAGGAUUUCAAUGAUCUCCUCAGAGUCAUGGUACAUCCAUGUCCAGAUGAGCGUCCUUCAGCUUUAGAAUAUCUAAUGGAAAUGGGGCUCCUACCUUUGGAAUAUACUGAUUGUCUUACUGACAGCCCAUACUUCAGAGAGAAUCUCCAUGCUCAUGAAAAGGAGUUAGAGCGUACAAGCUCAGCAAUCAAAACUUUGAUCAAAAAUGUGAAGGACCUGCUGAAUGCUGCCAGAAACCUAUCAAGAGCUCAGAGGGUCUUGGCUCAGAAUCUCAUCAACUUCAAAUUUGAAUGCAUUGGAAAUUCCCAGACAGAUGAUGAAAUCAUCAUAGCCAACUCAUUACGCGAGUUUGGGAGGCUCAUCAAUGCCAUUGAGGAAGAGAGAGAUCGAAUGGCAAGUUCUCUUGAGAGAGCACAUGAUCAGUUCAUUAGACCUUUAGAACAGUUUCGCAAGGAACACAUUGGAGGAGCAAAGGCCGAUGCAAGUGUGGAGAUGGAGCAGCGAUAUUUUUGCCAAGCCAGUCUUGAGUAUGUCUUCCUGCUUCAGGAGGUUCAAGAGCGGAAAAAAUUUGAGUUUGUGGAAACUCUUUUGGGUUUCAUGUAUGGCUGGUUGACCUUUUAUCACCAAGGUCACGAAGUUGCCAAAGACUUCAAACCCUACAUGACAGAUCUUCAAACUAGAGAAAACUUCAAUAUGACCCAAGCCAAAGCAGAGCAGUUGAAGCAACGCAUGUUGGAGCGUCAAUUGGAUCCAGGAGGACUAAACAAGAUGUAUGCACGCCAGGGAUAUUUGUACCUCAUGGAGAAAAAGGCAUUUGCCACAACAUGGACAAAGCACUAUUGCCAGUAUCAGAAGGAGAACCGAGUGUUCACCAUGAUACCCUACAACCAGACCACUGGGAAAAUUACCUCUACAGAGACCAUGGUGCUCAAGUCUUGUGUUCGGCGGCAGUCUGACUCCAUUGACAAGAGGUUUUGCUUCGAUAUCACAGCAGAGGACAAGCCUGGUGUGGUCCAUACACUGCAGGCCCUGUCUGAGGAUGACCGAAAGCUGUGGUUAGAUGCCAUGGAUGGGAAGGAACCAACAUAUGCCCAUCCAAGCAAAGCAUCUACUCCAGAGGAGACAAAUCUUGACGAGGCUGGCUUUGCCUUUGUGCAGAAGUGCAUUGAGAUCCUGGAGUCUCGAGGCAAGAUUGGAGGAUCGGGGAAGCUGGAGAAGUUGAACUUGGAUGACCCCACAGAAUGGGAAACCAAGACCAUCACUUCAGCACUCAAGACCUAUUUCCGAAACCUCCCCGAGCCACUGAUGACAUUCCGACAUCACAAUGCCUUCAUAGUUGCAGCCAAACAAGAAUCUGUAUGGCAUCGAGUGAAUGACGUCCAUGUCCUGGUGCACAAGCUUCCUAAACCCCACUUUGAUAUGCUCAAAAUACUCAUUGAGCACCUUGUCAGAGUGGGAGAGAAAAGUGAAAAGAAUCUCAUGACAGUGAGCAACCUUGGGGUUUGCUUUGGUCCCACACUCCUCCGUCCUGAGGAGGAAACCAUGGCUGCCAUAAUGGAUAUUAAGUUCUGCAACAUAGUAGUGGAGAUCCUCAUUGAAAAUUUUCAACAGAUAUUUCUGACAUCACCAGAGUUAGUGAGUGAUUGGGAUAAAGACAGGGACAGAGAAAGAGAACAUGUGAGGCAUUCAAUGAUAUCAAUGGGACUGAAUCCCCUGCAGCCAUCCAGGUCUCAGCCCAAUGUCCAUGCAGCAUGUCAGGCUGCUAUCACUCAUUUGCCUGCACCUUCUUCUUCUCCACCUAAUCAACAUGGCCAUCCCAUAGCUCGCCAUCUCAGCCAAUCCAAUUUGCUCAAUUCCCAGCAGACCUAUGCCACUCCAACUACUCAUGCAGUGGUAGCAUCAUACCAUGACGGACCACGCCUGGCUCAGAUUGAAGGAAAGUCAAAAGCUCAGGGACUAUAUCGGAGUACAGAUGACGGGGGAGGGGACAGCUCAUCCAGGAGAAAUGUCCCCUACAGGAGCCCACCUGCUUAUCAUCACACUCACCAUCGUCCUUUCCCCUACCAACAGUCCUCUUCUUCAUCUAGUCUCUUCCAAAGCCAACAACAACCACAACCUCAACAGCAGCCAGCUCAGUCUGGAGUGCUUCGCCAACAGUCUUCUCCGUCUCACCCCUCUCUCUACGAGACCCGCAAUAAUUUGCCUUCCAAACCUCUCCACCAGUCAUCUCUUCCAGAAGGGAAAAUGAUGGUCCACUACCCACCUGCAUACAGGUCCCAGGAAUUGAGGGUGAGGACCCUGUAUGCAUGUGUAGGAGAGAAUGAUUCAGAAUUGACUUUUGAGCCAAAUGUUAUCAUCACAAAUGUGAGACAAUCCACUGAACCAGGAUGGUUGGAAGGGACUUUGAAUGGCCAGAGGGGACUAAUCCCUGAAAAUUAUGUUGAAUACCUCCCUUGA
Molecule: messenger RNA, 3901 nt
Organism: Darwinula stevensoni
Lineage: Eukaryota; Metazoa; Arthropoda; Ostracoda; Podocopida; Darwinulidae
Source: the annotation of a GenBank genome assembly